AUACUUCUCUACAAUCUCUGGCAAAGCCACCCUUAGUGGAGAAACACCUUUUAGAAAAUUUUCGUGGUCAAGGGUUGAAGGAUGAAAGAAUUGUAAGAGUGAAACUCAUCAACCUAGUUAAAAUAAUAGAACGUCAAGUUGAUGAAAUUGUAUUGUCAAAAUUGAAAAUUGAUGAUUUAAUUCUAGCA
Molecule: messenger RNA, 188 nt
Organism: Funneliformis mosseae
Lineage: Eukaryota; Fungi; Glomeromycota; Glomeromycetes; Glomerales; Glomeraceae
Source: the annotation of a GenBank genome assembly